This is a messenger RNA of Pseudomyrmex gracilis, 679 nucleotides long. RefSeq names its product 39S ribosomal protein L14, mitochondrial (gene mRpL14). The coding region runs from base 191 to 631 and encodes 146 amino acids. Gene Ontology annotation, cellular component: mitochondrion; ribosome. Lineage: Eukaryota; Metazoa; Arthropoda; Insecta; Hymenoptera; Formicidae. The record is from RefSeq and is a predicted model, not a curated record. Gene Ontology annotation, molecular function: structural constituent of ribosome. Gene Ontology annotation, biological process: translation. The transcript has 3 exons.
UCUUAAAGCUUAAGUCUUAAAUUCUUAUUGUAAACGACGCCUUAAAGUAAAAGAAAAAAUUCCUGCUGGUAUUGUAUCAUGUGUGAAAAUGUGACAAGAAACUUUUGAUUUUGCAGUAGUUAUUUAGAAUCUUGAUAAAUCUUUCUUGAUUAUCCUGAAGAGACAAAGUGUAAGAAAUAAUUGCAACAAUAUGUUGUCACAUCCCACAAUAUUUAAUAUUACAAGAAACAUUUCUACAUCAAGCUCUAUGAAUCAGAUAAUAAAAAUGUCUCGAUUAAGAGUGGUGGAUAACAGUGAAAUUGGAAAAAAAGCUAUGAUGGAAGGUAAACCACCGAAGUGCAUACAUGUCUAUAAUAAAAGAGGAGUUGGCAUGAUAGGUGACAAAGUUUUAGUUGCAAUAAAAGGUGAGAAGAAAAAGGGCAUAUUAGUUGGAUUGAAAAAGCCUCAGAAUCCUAAAGUUCCUAAGUUCGACAGCAACAAUUUAGUGCUCAUAGAUGACAAUGGGACACCUUUAGGUACAAGAAUACAAGUGCCCAUCCCACAUAUACUCAGAACAAUAUUGAAAGAGAAAACUCAUAGUAAAGGAGCAGAUUAUACCAAACUACUAGCAAUUGCAUCCAGAUAUGUGUAAUAUAUCUUAUGUGUAUAUACAAGAAAUUAAAGAACGUAUCUCACAAAA